Molecule: messenger RNA, 1718 nt
Organism: Gambusia affinis (western mosquitofish)
Lineage: Eukaryota; Metazoa; Chordata; Actinopteri; Cyprinodontiformes; Poeciliidae
Product: nuclear factor 7, ovary
Exons: 10
Coding region: 110-1507 (465 amino acids)
Molecular function (GO): protein binding
Source: RefSeq, a predicted model, not a curated record
GGGGGACUUCUCUCUUCCAGUAUUCAAUAAAAAGCUUGGACGAGCAGCGUUACCUGUCCACUUCUCUCGACCAUCAGAGCUGCAGCAGCGCUCCGACAACACAACAGCCAUGAAUAAGGAGGAAGGCGCGGAGUUAAAAACUAUCCUAAAGCGCAACAAACGCGUGGGCCUGCUGCUGAACGAUGAGAGCGGCACCGCCACCCAGAGCAGCUCCAUCGGGGCAGUUCGCUGGAAGUUACCCGAGGAGAGCGUCCAGCCCCACAGUUCGGCCCCCACCGUUCACGCUAACCACAAGAGCUCACCGCAACACGUUCGCCAGGGCAACUUGAAGGACCUGCGCAGCCUGGAGGAGUGUGUCCAGUUUAUUAAUCACUGGAAGGAGCAAGUGGACCAAGUGUGCAAGCACGGUGGCACCGACCCAGGGGAGGGAACCAGCAAGGCGGAGGCCCAGAAAUCCGACCGGCGCGCCGAGCGCAGCCUGGAGGAGAGCAGGAAGCUGAUCCUGGAGUGGGCCGACGAGCUCCGCCAUGUUGACAAGCUUCUAAAGGAGACCCCAUGGACACCCGUCAAUGAAAAGAAAGAAACUAAAGAGGAGCCCAAAGAGGAGGGACAAAUGCUGAUCAUGGAGUGGGCAAAGGAGCUGCAGAAAGCGACCGAGAGCUGCGGCGUGCCGAGCGAGGAGCUGGGCAAAGUGCUGCGCCUGCUGGGCAUCAAGAAGAAACGACUUUACAAGCUGCUGCCUCUGCUGGAGUUCAUCACCUGGUCUCUGCUCAAGGAAGACAACACGGCAAUGGUUUCCCAGAUCUGGUUGCUGGCGAAGCAAAGGACCUGGAAAGCAGGAAUACCCAGAUACAUCCCAAACUCAGUCUGGAGCUGGAUCUGCAGCGCAGCAGCCGACGUGAUUCUCGACCCCAUGACCAACCACCCCUGGCUGCAGCUGUCAGACGACCAGCGCAGGGUGCAGGAGGGCCUCUCGGAGUCGGACCCCCCAGAGAGCUCCCAGCGAUUCGACAGCCUGCCCUGCGUGCUGGGCUGGGAGGGCUACAGCAGCGGCCGCCACUACUGGGAGGUGGACAUCGCCAACAACGGCUACUGGCGGGUCGGCCUGACCACCGCCAACUCCGAGCGGAAGGGCAACUUCCCCAUGACCCCCAAGAAGGGCUACUGGAUCCUGUGGAGAAGCACCCACAACUUCUACGCCUGCAGCAAGCCGGAGACGCAGCUGCCCGCCGCCCUCAUCCCGCGGCGCCUCGGGGUUUACUUAGACUACGAGGAAGGCCAGAUCUCCUUCUACAACGCCAACACCAGGUCCCACAUCUACACCUUCACAGGGAGCUUCAGGGGCAAGCUGUACCCUCUGUUUGCACCCUUGGACGGCCGCACGCUCAUGACUGUCAUCAAGCCGCACAAAAUCUCUGGAGGCAGCGGAGAACCAAAGAAGAAGGAGUUUGUGAAAAGUCCCAAGAUGAUUAGAAAGGUGGAGUCGGACGUUGGCACCCAGCUUUAAGAAAAACCCAACAAACUCAGUCAAAAGUACUUAUCUGUCAUAUGUUUCUUAUGUCCGACUUCACUCGAACGCAGCACGAGAUCACCCUGUUAGUACAGGAGAGAUUCGGUCGUCUAUCCAGUUAACACAGGUACCUUCAGUACCUCCAGGCAAAUGUUUGGUCUGUUUAACGUAGAAAUGCAGAAAUACCAUUAAACAAAAUGUUGUAUGA